This is a messenger RNA of Pararge aegeria (speckled wood butterfly), 655 nucleotides long. Its product is annotated as gamma-glutamylcyclotransferase-like. Bases 52 to 597 code for a protein of 181 amino acids. The transcript has 3 exons. Lineage: Eukaryota; Metazoa; Arthropoda; Insecta; Lepidoptera; Nymphalidae. The record is from RefSeq and is a predicted model, not a curated record. Gene Ontology annotation, molecular function: gamma-glutamylcyclotransferase activity.
UUUGUUUGGAAAAAACCUACCUACUGAAUAUUGUUUAAACUUUUAUUGAAAAUGGCAAAGCAAAUUAAAGAAACAUUCCUUUACUUUGCCUACGGCAGCAAUCUGCUGAAAAAGCGAAUACGGAUAAACAACCCUACUGCAGAGUUUAUUGGAAUAGGCAGACUAGAUGGUCAUCAACUAGAUUUCAUGAAAUAUUCUGACCAUUGGAGAGGAACAUCAGCCACAAUCAUACCAACGGAGAAUGCACAGGUUCAUGUGUGGGGUGCAGUUUGGAGACUUCACAAUAAAGAUAUGCCUGCUUUAGACAAACAAGAGGGUGUAGACUGCAACUGGUAUUUCGCUAAAACAGUUGAGGUGUUGACUUUGAAUGGAGAUAAAAUAGAAUGUCGUACCUACCAACAAACUAUAAAUCCUCCUCUAAGGAGUGCUGACGAAGAACUGCCAAUGGAAAGAAGACCAUCAAGUACUUACUUAGAUUGUAUAGUUAAUGGAGCUAUUGAAUGCAACUUGCCAAAAGAAUAUAUAAUGCUGUUGAAGAAAAUCCCUCAUAAUGGACAAAAGGCAUCACCUAAAAUGAUUGAAAAGCUAUCCAUGUAAAGAAAAGUUCCAUUAUGCUAUACGAAAAAUCAGAAAUUAAAGAAAUAUGUUUUAUUAA